AUGUCUGCUCCACUGGUGCCAACCAUAUCGCCCCCAGACGAGCCAACAUCCAAAGCGGAGUCUGGCCUAUCCAGCUUGGCCAACGUUAGGUCCGCACUACUCUCGGUGCCUGGUAGCAAUGGCAGCCCUAGACCUACGACGCCAGAUCACGUUUUGGCAAACACCACUGGAUACACGGACACAGUAUUUGAGGGCAAGAGGGAUCAAGCUGCUGCUGUGACAAAGCUAUUGAAGGACAAGGGCUUCAUCCCGCCAGACCUCGUCGAUGCUGAAGUGCAGUGGUUCUAUCAGUGAGUAAUAGACAGCGGGAAUGGCGCGGGGCAAAGAAUGAAGAGCAAAUUCGAGCAGGAAUUCUGGAUCUCUCGAGUGGCACAGAGGUGAUGCUGAUACGUCCCUCCGCUCUCCUCGUUGCGCAGAAACCUAGGCAUAGACGACACUUAUUUCGCUUUGGAGACGAUCGAGACGAUCUCAGAUCACGUCUUGGCUCUAUUUGGCGCCAAAAUCCAAGCUUACACCAAGCACAGCAAGGAUCUUGUGAUCGAUUUGGAGCACGCCACUGAGGGCGGAGCUGUUUUCAUUCAUUCCAGCAAGGCAGGCGAGAGCCAAGUUGGUGGCCCUCAGUGGGAGCGCAGGUGAGUCAAAAAGGGUCAGGUGGCUUGCGAAUCAGUACUGACGAUGCGUGUCACUGUUGUUCUGUGCCUGACCUCGCGAUCGCAGGAUCGAUGCAACUUAUUUAGACAAGUCGUCCGUCUCCAAGGCUUAUAGGCUCGAGACUUAUCGAAGUGCUGGGAGCGUUUCAGCUCAAUCCAAGCAGCAACUUCGCUGCUACUUUUUGGCUCGAUGCAACUUCGCACAGCCGGUGCCAAGCGCCAAUUCUGCAGAGUACAGCGACAUCACAAAGGUGGGGGACAAGACUUUCCUUACCAAAGCCAGUCCUAACACCCUAGAGAUCUAUCAGACGGUGAUGGAUGAGGUGCUAAGGCGUCAUGGGCCAGUCAUUGAAAUGUACGAGGUCGAGGGCUCUCGCGAGCGACGAGUCGUCAUUGGUUAUAGGAUGGGCACGACUACAAGCUACUUCAGCGCCUUGUCAGACCUCUACCACUUCUAUGGUCUCUUCAGUUCACGCAAGUAUGUCGAACAGUUCAGCAACGGGGUCACGAUCAUUACAAUCUAUUUGAACCCUCUGCCGGCAUCGAAGAGCCCGCCGAUCGAGCUGUCUAUCUACCAGGUCAUCAAGGAAGCAUCGUUGAUCUACGUGCUGCCAGACAACCCCUUCUUCGCCCCUGGAUCCGCCGACCACGCAGUCCAAGAAGCGGCGUAUGCCUACUGUGGCUGGCUCUUUGCUCAACAUUUCUGCAACAGGCUUGGUCAGGCUUACCAAGCGUUGCGCAAUGUUCUAGAUGAGGCCAAUCCGGCGCACGCCUCCAUCCUGAACGACAUCAAGCUUCGCUUCCGUGAAGAGACUUUCACACGCCAAUCUAUCCAAGAGGUGAUGCAGUCACAUCCGGAUCUCGUAAGGCUGCUCUACGUUCACUUUGCCAAUGUCCACUAUCCAGGUGGCGCAGAUGAUCACGAGCUGGUACCAACUCUCAGCUACCAGAGAUUAGUCAAAGAAGAGGUGCUCAACGAUGGGCAGAUGUACGAUCGUAUCCGAAAGGCAGCUGCUAACCAGCAUGAGCUGCAAGUACUCCAAGCUUUGCUGUUCUUCAACAAGGCCGUAUUGAAGACAAACUUUUACACGCCAACGAAGGUCGCUCUAUCUUUCCGUCUGGACCCUGGCUUCUUGCCGGAAGCAGAAUAUCCCAACAAGCCUUACGGAGUGAUUUUUGUCGUCGGCUCCGAGUUUCGUGGCUUCCACGUCCGCUUUGCUGACGUCGCUAGAGGCGGUAUCCGAAUCGUGCGAAGUCGCAAUCGCGAGAACUACAGCAUCAACCAGCGAACUUUGUUCGACGAGAACUAUGCCCUAGCGAGUACGCAGCAUCUGAAGAACAAGGACAUUCCGGAAGGCGGAAGCAAAGGUACCAUCUUGCCAACUCUCGAGGCAGACCCCAAGCUGGCGUUUGAGAAAUAUAUUGAUGCGCUGCUCGACAUACUGAUCAAGGGGCAGACGCCUGGUGUCAAGGAAGAAAUUGUGGAUCUGCUCGGGAAAGAAGAAAUCCUGUUCCUCGGUCCCGAUGAAGGCACUGCGACUUUCAUGGAUUGGGCUGCCGAGCACGCUCGCGACCGUGGUGCACCUUGGUGGAAGUCUUUCACCACCGGAAAGACAGCCGCAACGCUUGGUGGAGUGUAAGUUGAUGUGAGGAACGUCUUGUGACGAGUCUGUUCGCUAACUCGCCCCUCUUUCGACCGUCGCAGACCUCAUGACACUUAUGGCAUGACGAGUCUCUCUGUUCGGCAGUAUGAGCUUGGCAUCUUGCGAAAGCUCGGCUUGAAAGAGGAGACAGUGACCAAGGUACAGACUGGUGGUCCGGACGGAGAUCUCGGCAGCAAUGAAAUCCUGCUGUCGACUGCAUCCACAGUGACGAUCAUAGACGGCUCUGGCGUACUGCAUGAUCCCAAGGGUAUCGAUCGACGAGAGCUCAUUCGACUAGCGAAGGCGCGCCAAAUGAUCUCAAACUUUGACACCACCAGACUUUCUGCUCAAGGCUACCGCAUCCUGGUGGAGGAGAAUGACGUUCGUCUGCCAACAGGCGAGAUCAUCACCGAUGGAAUGUCGUUCCGCAAUUCGGCGCACCUGCGAUACAAGGCGGAUAUGUUGGUCCCUUGUGGAGGCAGGCCCGAGUCAAUUAACAUUUCCAACGUCGGUCGAUUGUUUGAUGCAGACGGAAAGCCCCUCUUCAAGUACAUUGUCGAGGGUGCAAACCUCUUCAUUACAAGGCAGGCGAGGCUUGAGCUCGAGCGCAAAGGCUGCAUCCUCUAUGCGGACGCUAGCGCCAACAAGGGUGGCGUUACAUCCUCCUCGCUUGAGGUCCUGGCCGGCUUGUCGCUUACAGACGAAGAGUAUACGCGCAGGAUGAUGUUCACCAACGGAGCCCCAUCUACCUUCUACAAGAGCUACGUGGCAGAUAUUCAGCACGUCAUCAUUGGCAACGCCGAAAAGGAAUUCGAAGCGAUCUGGCGCGAAGCUGAAAAGACGGGCAAACCUCGCUCGGUGCUGUCCUCUGAGCUUUCUCUUGCUAUCAACACUUUAUCCGACGAGUUGGCGGCUACGGACCUGUACGAUAAUUUGAACAUCAGAACGGCUGUGCUCACUCACGUCUUCCCUAGAACCUUGCUGGAGAAGGUGGGUUUGGAAGAGCUCACGCAUAGAGUACCUGAUCAGUAUCUCCGAGCAGCGUUUGCGGCGUUCUUGGCAGCCGACUUUGUCUACACUAGAGGUCCUUCAGCAAGUCAUGUCGCCUUUUACAAACACGUCGCCUCCCUAUCGUCGGGCAAGUCCGCGCACUAG
This is a messenger RNA of Ceraceosorus bombacis, 3448 nucleotides long. The record is from the annotation of a GenBank genome assembly. NCBI's taxonomy places the organism in Eukaryota, Fungi, Basidiomycota, Exobasidiomycetes, Ceraceosorales, Ceraceosoraceae.